This is a messenger RNA of Poeciliopsis prolifica (blackstripe livebearer), 6365 nucleotides long. Its product is annotated as calsyntenin-2-like. The record is from RefSeq and is a predicted model, not a curated record. Gene Ontology annotation, cellular component: cell surface; postsynaptic membrane. Gene Ontology annotation, molecular function: calcium ion binding; X11-like protein binding; kinesin binding. The transcript is spliced from 17 exons. Bases 382 to 3216 code for a protein of 944 amino acids. Lineage: Eukaryota; Metazoa; Chordata; Actinopteri; Cyprinodontiformes; Poeciliidae. Gene Ontology annotation, biological process: homophilic cell-cell adhesion; positive regulation of synaptic transmission; positive regulation of synapse assembly.
UCUCUGGUCCCGUCUCGGCUUCCGCCCCGUUCGGACUCAGUCCAUCUCACCUGCCGCCUCUCAAAGCUGCGGGGGGGAGAGACGCGCGUCAGGGUCGGGCUGCUGCUCCGAAUACCCGGCUUUUUCCCCCCCCCCCUCCUCCUCCCAGUCUUCCUACUACUACUCCACGCCACUCGUCUUGUCCCACAUUGUCAGUGAACUGUUUCCACACUGCGUGAAGAGAGCGAGGACAGGAACCGGUCGCUGAAUUAGAAAACAAAAGGUGGCAAGAAGAUUUAAAGAAGAAAGGAGGGAAGGCAGAGAAGAAGAAGGAGGAGGAGGAGGAAAGAGGUCGCUGUGGUUCUUCUCCUUUCAGCAGUUGCUGAAUCUCCCACCGAGAAGAUGCCGAGGAUAGUGUGCAUGUUGGCAGUUCUGGCUGCGGGGCUGAGCGCCGCUCACACCAAAGUGAACAAACACAAGCCCUGGAUAGAGACAUCAUACCAUGGAGUGAUAACUGAAAACACUGAUGUUGUUCUGUUGGACCCUCCACUGGUUGCCCUGGAUAAAGACGCCCCCAUCCCUUAUGCAGGGGAGAUCUGUGCGUUCAACAUCCAUGGGCUGGAGGCUCCGUUUGAGGCAGUGGUGCUGAACGGAACGUCUGGCGAGGGUCAGCUGAGGGCACGUGGCCUGGUGGACUGCGAGUUGCAAAAGGAGUACACCUUCAUCAUCCAAGCUCAUGACUGCGGUUCAGGCCCAGGGGGUAUGGAGGGCAAGAAGUCUCACAAGGCAGUGGUACACAUCCAGGUCAAUGAUGUGAAUGAGUUUGCUCCUGUGUUUCGAGAGCCACAGUACAGAGCUGCUGUGACAGAAGGAAAGAUUUAUGACAGUAUCCUGCAAGUGGAGGCCACAGAUCAGGACUGUUCGCCACAGUACAGUCAGAUCUGCAACUACCAGAUCACCACCACUAACACGCCUUUUGCUAUAGAUCGAAAUGGAAACAUCCGAAACACAGAGAAGCUGAGUUUUGACCGACAGCAACACUACGAGAUCCAGGUGACGGCUUGGGAUUGUGGCCAGAAGAGAGCUUUGCAAAGUGUCCUGGUGCACAUUGACAUCAAGCCGGUCUGCAAACCUGGCUGGCAAGGCUGGAAUAAACGAGUGGACUAUGAGCCAGGAACAGGCAGUAAGCAGCUGUUUCCCAAGAUGCACCUUGAGACCUGUGGUGAGCCGCUGUCUUCGUUGAGGGUCACAGUGGAGCUGCAGACCAGCCACAUCGGGAAGGGCUGUGACCGUGAGACCUACUCAGAGAAAUCGCUACAGAAACUUUGUGGCGCCUCAUCGGGUAGCACUGACCUCCUCCCGGCUCCCAGCGCCGCCACCAACUGGACAGCCUCCCUUGUGUCUGACAAUGGACGGGACAGCGACCUGAUCUUCAGGUUUGACGGGCGUCAGGCAGCCAAAAUCCCCGACUGGGUGGUUCCCCAGAAUCUUACUGACCAGUUCACAAUCGCAACUUGGAUGAAGCACGGACCGAGCCCCGGGCUCAGAGCUGAGAAGGAGACACUGCUCUGUAACUCUGACAAAACCGAGAUGAAUCGUCAUCACUACUCACUGUAUGUCCAUAAUUGCCGGCUGGUAUUCCUGCUGAGGAGGGACUUUACGCAGGUGGACACCUUCAGGCCAGCAGAGUUCCACUGGAAACUGGAGCAGAUAUGUGACAAGGAGUGGCAUUACUACGUCAUCAACGUGGAGUUCCCAGUGGUGGCGCUAUACGUGGAUGGAGUCACUUACGAUCCCUACCUGGUGACGGAUGACUGGCCCAUCCAUCCAUCGCAGAUUGAUGUGCAGCUCACAGUUGGUGCCUGCUGGCAAGGUGGAGAAGUUACCAAGCCCCGGUUCACUCAGUACUUCCGGGGAAGCUUAUCGGGACUGACCAUCCGACCAGGGAAGAUCGAGAGUCAGAAAGUCAUUUCCUGUCUGCAGGCCUGCAAAGAGGGACUGGACAUUAACUCCCUUGAGAGCUUGGAUAAGAGUAUAAAGUUCCACUUCAACCCAGCUCAGUCCAUUUUGGUGAUGGAGGGAGAGAAUCUGGAGAACAUUAACACAGCGGUGAGGAAAGUUUCCUACAUAAACUCCCGCCAGUUUCCCACCCCGGGCAUCCGUCGCCUGCAGAUCUCCACCACCGUCCAGUGUUUUGGUGAAGACACAUGUAUCACGAUCCCCAGCAUCGAGGCAGUGGUGAUGGUGCUGCAGCCCAGUGAGCCCAGGAUCACCAUCAGUGGGGUGGAGAGACUCAGCCAGUCGGCCUCUGACUUCAGAGCAGCGGGAGGCAUCUCUCUAUUUCAGGACCUCCACAUUAUCAGCACAGUCACCAGGGCAGACACCGCCCCCCGUCACACAGCUCAUCAACCUGGCAUCCUGGAGGAGAUCAUUCAUAACUUGGACUACUGUGACAUCCUUGUGUUGGGGGAGGAGCUAAACCCAAAACAAGAAUCUCUCCAGCUGCAGCUGAGCUCGCUUCUGGGAAAACACCUCGAUGCAACUAACUCCACGUCCGGCAUGUCCAUAUAUGGUGUGGACUCCAUGACAAACUAUGAGCAUGUGAUCAGACAGGUGCAUUACUACCACCUGCAGCCCGGACAGCUGACAGAAAGGAGGUUUCGCCUGACCUGCUCAGAGCUCAAUGGCCGCUACACCAGCAACGAGUUUACCCUUGAGGUGAGCGUCUGGCACAGCUCAGAAACAGAGGAACACAUCAGUCACAUGGCGGCCCCUCCUCAGUACAUGCAGGUGGUCCACCACCCAUCCAUGAUCAGCGACCUUUACCCCAACCAUGCUUCAGGUGUUCCCAGCGCUGCCACAGUGGUGAUCGUCAUGUGCAUCGCCGCCCUGGUGGUGGUGGUGGUGCUGGGCAUAUACCACAUCCACAUGACCCACCAGCAGGAGGUGAAGCAGGGGGAAACGGCUAGGGAGGCGGACACAAACUGGGACGACUCUGCUCUGACGAUUACAGUCAACCCCAUGGAGAAUUUGAAGAACCACACAGCAGGGGAGGAAGAGGCCAGUGAGGAGGAAGAGGAAGAAGAGGAGGAGGAAGAUGAUGAGGAUGAGGAGGACGAAGAGGUCACCAGCGAUGAAUCAGAUGACAGUGAGGAGGAAGUGGAUGUCCAGCUACCCAGGAUGCAACGCUCAAGUGAGAAGCCCCAAAGAUGGGACAAACCAACAAUAUGCUAUUGAAAACACACAUUCACACACACAUUCUCUCACUCCCACACACACACAGACGCACACGCAUUCUGUAACACAUCCUCGAUGAAAUCCCACAUCAGAUGGCUGUAAACAACAACAAAAAGGGACUUCACGUGCUUGAAAAAUAAAGUAUUGUUGCCCCCUAGUGGAAGAUUGUAUGAAAACACCAACAAAUGCAGAUCAGAGAAACAAUGGGGCGCUAGAACUGCUUCUCAAACAACAAAGCUCCACAAAUCUGGGUCAUUCUCGGAGAGAUGAUAGCUCCCCCUCAUUUCUACUGUCUUCUGUGAGAACAAGUUGUAAGAAACCCAUUUUUUUGUCGACUCGGUCCCAUCUAUCCAGUUUGAUGUGUAAAAUUCCACAGUAAGAUUUCUGAUGUCCCCACAUUAAAAAUGCAAAACAGCCUUUAUUUAAGAAAAAAAUGAGUUGCAAAAGUAAAGAAAAUGACACUAUAUUUUGGUUUGUAUACUUAUUAUUUAUCUGUCUUUAUUCUAGCCAAUAUGGCAAAGCCAGGUGAUUUUACAGAAAAAACAUAUUUUCAAUGGUAUUUUAAAAAAACAAAGAAAAAAAAAAGAUCAAUGUGCUGUUUCAGAUGUCAUGUCGAAUUAGCAGCCAGCUCUACGUUCUGGAUUUUUGAGAAUAGAAGAGGAGUCUCCUUGUACAUUUUUAUACGCUCUCUUCUUGUAAAUAUCAAGUAUAGUAAGUGACACCCCUCCUCAUCCUUCUCCUUUACCACCGUCCUGAAAUGUUCAACAACCCUCCUAUCUUCACCUGUACACAGCACACGUCACCUGUUCAUAUGUACGGACGCACUCUGAUCCCUUAGCCUGCAAGAAUACAACCCAAAGGCUGCUUUUUUUCCCCCAAUCAAACUGGUUCCAAGACUAACUGGGAUCCACAGCAGAAUUUCUUCAUGUUUGAAAUGGUGAAGCAUCUCAAAACCUCUUUACUGGCCCAAGAUGAAGAGACCUCAGAGAAACAAGUGAAUUAAAGUGAUCAUUUUGUCUGAAAGUUUUUUCUCACGUCUCCUUAAUUCAAGAUAAAAAGCAACAAAACACCAAGCGUCACCAUGUUUAAGAAAUCAGAUUCACACUAGAAUGACACAAUAUUAUCUAUCCUCUUCAUGCUGUCUUAGUAUCUGUCUUAGUAAGUAAUGUGUGUCAAGGCUUUGCAAUAAGUAUCGCAAAUUUAAAUCCCAUUUCACUCAGUGCCAUUUACAUGUUGAUAUAAAUAAAUUGUCACCAACUGGUCUUUACAAAUCCUGCUUUAUGCAGAAUGCUAAGGCAAUUUAUACUUUUUAUGGUUUAGCUCAAGGACAAGGCCAUUGCAGCUGACAUUGAUGUUAAUUCAAAUGUAAGUGCGACUGCCUAUGUAGGUUCUGCAGUUUUGUUGUACUAGUCAAGAAUUUUCAAGAUGUCGUUUUACAAAAUGUUCUCUCAAAAAUACAUAUUAUGGCUGCCAUUAAAAUGUAAUCUUACAGCUGUGAGUCUUCUUGAAUUAUAUUAGGCGACAUCCCAAACUAUAGGAUUUGAAAUUGACGGUUGAAGCUGUCUUUAGACUCACAAUAGAGACAGAGGUUGAAAGGUCAGAGGUUAAAGAAAUGAUCAACUUAAGCCUUGCUGAUAUCUGCUGAAGUUGUCUCUAUUUUCCAUUUCAAAAAAGAUUCCACUGAGGUACAAAUGACAUCCAGUAGUCGGCAGCUCCGGUUUUUACAUCCCCCCAAAAAUUGGGUUUGAUUCCUAAAACUGAUUAAAUACAAGACAUCAAAAGAAGGGAAACAACCAGCAGUUGUUGUUGUUGAUAAAGUUUGAAGAAAAAACUUGGAAAUGUCAGCUGAACAUAGAGUUGCCCUUUUAAUAGCUUCUUACUGAUUAUUUUGCUGCCCGUUACGUUUAUCUAACACCUCACCGAUUCUUAAAAUAGCUAACUCUGAGUCUUCUUUCCAUUAACUUCCAUUUGAGAUCAGCAUGAUCAAGGAAUAAUUAUGUGAUCCAGUAACUGAUUAUAAAGGAUAUAACAUUUUGAGUAGAAUUGUUUGGUUUUAAAACAACUUUACUUGUAUGUUUUAAGCUGCUGUUGACAUUUAAGUCAGUCUUGUGAAAAAACUUUACGACCUUGAAUUGUUUUGUUAGUUUUGACUCUUGUUUAUGAACCGAAGAUCUGCAGCUGUAGUAUGACACCUUGUGGCCAUACAAAUAAUUGUCCAAUUGAAGAAUCCUAUUUCACUACACAUUUCCUCACCAAUUGACAAACUUAAAUACAAACGUAUAACACAUGAAAUUAAGUUGUAGCUGCAAUAAGAUGACACCAGAGAGAGAAAUUCUAAACUUGUCAAGUAACUGUUCUAUGUCUUACACGUUUAUCAAAUCAACUGCAUAUUAUCCAAAGUAAUUAAAAGUCAAUUUGGUCAUUUAAACACAUGGUUGCCAUUUUAUUGUGUGCUAUUUUUAUAAAUAUUUGCAGUAGGUCUAUAAAUAUGCUUCAGGAGAACAUAAUCCGAGUGCUUUUGCCGCCAUUUAAAUCUAAAAAAUUGAGAAAUAGUCCGGUGCAGCUGUGGAAGAAGUGAGAACAAAAUGAAUACAUGACUCACUUUUCACUUGCUUAAAGGUCUCAGAUAGAAGUUUUUUCAUAUCAAAGUGAAAGGACAUUAAUCUAUGACUGUGGCCAUCCUGAUUUAGUCUGGUUGUACCGUUUGAUAGCAGAGAAACCAGUUUGAGGACAAAUCAAAGUUUUUUUUUUUUGCUGGAAAGCGGCCUCUGGUGAGCCUCCAGUUCUUCUCUUGAGGGCAAAUCUACUCUAUGUGUGUACCGUAAGCUCUAUUGUAUCUCCAUGUAAAGCUCUCAUAUGUUGUUUAGGAAUUUUCCUCAUCUGCCUUGAAACCUGGUCUUGUGAUAUCACCUUCCCUCCCGCACCCCCAAUUUAAAACUUUGGUGGAUUUUGCAUCGGCCCGAUCCCCAGUGUUGUCCUGACGUUUGUUUUAGAAGAGGACAUUGGAAUUAACAUUGAAACCUUGUAUAACGUGUACAUUUUAUUUAUUAUUUUUUUGGUUUUGGUUUUUGGACUCUUUGUUCUGUUUUACUUUGGAAUGGUCACUACAGCACUUUCUGUAAAUUGGCCAAUAAAAACUUCUUUUUGAA